Messenger RNA from Aspergillus udagawae, 783 nucleotides. RefSeq lists its product as uncharacterized. Bases 1 to 783 code for a protein of 260 amino acids. Lineage: Eukaryota; Fungi; Ascomycota; Eurotiomycetes; Eurotiales; Aspergillaceae. The transcript is spliced from 2 exons. The record is from RefSeq and is a predicted model, not a curated record.
AUGCCAGCGACGUCGACGCGAAGAGAGCACCCCCAAAUUACAGGCGCUCCGGACUAUGACGAUCCCGCGUACUGGGACGUCAAAUUUGCGACUGGAAAAGAUGUCGGGGAAUGGUUGAAUUCCGGUGAAAUCCUGAUCGAGACUACCCUGUCCGAAUUGGAGCAUCGUCCUCAACCCGAUGCCAUCCCGCGUGCUUUGCACCUCGGUCCAGGCAUCUCCAAACUGGGGAUCAAACUAUGUGAGACCUUUCAUAAGCGCAAUUGGCCGGGAAGCUGCAUUGUGAAUGUGGAUUUCUCUGCGGAAGCUGUCCGCCUGGGCCAGGAGCUUGAGAGCGGCAAGAGCGCAGACCAGGGAAUGCAAUGGCUUCAGAUUGACUUGAGAUCGUGGAGCGAUGUUGCCAAGCUGGCAAGCUAUGGGCCGUUUGAUGUGGUCGUCGAUAAAAGCACGAGCGAUGCCAUUGCGACAUCGUCACCUGUCCGUCUAUCAACUGAAUCUGAUACACGAUCUAUUUGCCCAAUCAUAAGCGAGAUCUUCAAAGAGACCGGAGAACUCACGCUGUCUCCAGUGGAGCUGUUGUCUUUGCACCUUGUUCCGCUGACCCUGAAGGGCAGUACCUGGGUUGCGCUCUCAUAUUCAAACAUUCGGUUUGACAACCUCGGAUAUGCUGGGAAGUAUUGGACUCUCGUGUCACGCACCUCUAUAAAAGCACCACAGGGCCAGACGUCGACUUUUGCGCACAGCCCUGAAGUCUUCCAUUGGGCCUAUGUCCUCCGGCGGAAAUAA